Messenger RNA from Rhincodon typus (whale shark), 2030 nucleotides. It is a transcript of the gene wdr41, whose product is annotated as WD repeat domain 41. Gene Ontology annotation, biological process: regulation of autophagy. Bases 15 to 1385 code for a protein of 456 amino acids. The record is from RefSeq and is a predicted model, not a curated record. Gene Ontology annotation, molecular function: protein binding. Lineage: Eukaryota; Metazoa; Chordata; Chondrichthyes; Orectolobiformes; Rhincodontidae. The transcript is spliced from 13 exons. Gene Ontology annotation, cellular component: lysosomal membrane.
UUCAGAGCUGAGAGAUGUUGAGGUGGUUGCUGGGAGGAAGAGAUGUGCAGGAGCCAGUGGAGAAGUCUCUGGUUCUCUGCAUGGGAGAUGAACAACCGCAAAAUCCCUAUACAGAACUACAGGUACUGAAAGGCCACAGUGAUAUUGUUCGCUUCAUGGCAUGGAUUGAUGAUCUCAGGUUUGCUUCAGCAGGGGAUGAUGGUGUCGUGGUUGUGUGGAAUGUCCAGACUGGAGAAAGAGUUUAUGAACUUCGAGGCCAUUCUAGACCAAUAACAGCAAUUGCUAUCUUUCCAUCAAUGCAUCAUUUACAACCAGAAAGUCGCCAACUCCUCACUGCGUCCUCGGAUAAGACCGUCAUUAUCUGGGAUUUAAACACUGGCAACCAAAUCUAUUUGUUGACGGAAUUUCAGUCCUCUGUUAAGUGUCUGAUGACUAUCGAAAGACUUGAUGUGUGGUUGUCUGGAGCAGAUAAAGUAUGCACUUGGAACUGUCAAGCAGAAUUGCUCUGCAAAACAGCUUGCUUUAAAGAUGCAGAUGUAAGCUCGAUGAUGGAACUACCAAAAAACAGCAUUGCUACGGUGGUCAGGAAGGAUAUAGUAAUUUUCAAAUUGGCACCAUUGUCAUCAGAAUCUCAGACUUGGGAAAUUAAUGAGUUGAGAAGACUGUCAAACCAUGAAGAUGACAUCAGGGCAAUAAUCAGUGUAAAUGAUAAUAUAUUUGCAACUGGAUCCCAUGUGGGUGAGUUAAUAAUUUGGGACAGCCUGGAUUGGUCAGUUCGAGCAUCGGAAUCUCAGUUCUGGAAUUCUGCCCAACAGUCUGAUAAACCAGCUGAAAUAAAGAUAUCGUUGACCCCAAACCAGCAUGAAACGUGCAUCCAUCAUCUGUUUUCAGAUAGAGAGAAUGUUUUUGCUGCCAUUGGAACUGGAAUUUAUGUGUAUAAUCUUCAAACAAAAACAGUGAUCGCGUACCAGCAAGUGGCACAUGAUUCACGUGUGUUGCACAUUGCAAAGUUACCGAACAACCAACUGGUUUCCUGCUCUGAGGAUGGCAGUGUUCGCCUCUGGGAAUUACAGGAGCUCCCGCCAGCCGAGCCUGCCACGUCAGGGCUUUUUAGCAUGUGGGGAAUUGGCAGACCAAACAAGCAGCAAAACCAAAUGGCAAAACGCAAGUCGGAAUGUUCUGUAUUAAAGACCCUGGAGUUAACUGGUGAUUUGAUUGGCCAUUCAGGUGCAGUGCGAAUGUUCCUGUAUUUUGAAGACCAUGGAAUAGUAACCUGUUCUACGGAUCACCUUAUCAUUUUAUGGAAAGAUGGAAAAAGGGAAUCAAAGUUGAGAAGCAAGACAUUAUUCCAAAAAUUGGAACGGGAAGAACAAUAUGAUGCUUAACAUUUGAGAUUAUUGUGAAACUUAUAAUGUGAACAUUGCAUGAUGGCACUAAUGACUCUGAGACCUGCAGCAAGUGUAUUGAUAUAAAUCUUUGCAAUGUUAAUAUUUCAAAGACUUGCUGAGAAAUUAAAGCUGUAAAUGUGGCUUGAUAAUUUAGAUCUUAAAUUGUAAGUCGAUUUUCUGCUAAACUCUGACCUCUUACCAGUUCUGAAUUUACAUAAUCUUAAUGUUGCAAAUUGUCUACUGAACCAAUAAUUUUGUUAGUAUGAUUUGUAAAAGUUUACUUACUUAUUCAGUGUACAGAAUUGUGUUAUAAAACUUGUACUAUAAAAUAUCUGGCAAUAAUCUUUGUCAUAAAACAAAAGUUUGCAAUAUUUUAAAAUAAUAUUUUUAGCUUAAAUAUUUUCUUGUGGCCAGCUGUGUAACAAUUGAAAUUAUGUAAAUGAGUGUUAAAAUAUAAGAUUUGCAUGUUUGAAAGUUCCAUGUUGCUAAAGUCAGAGGGCUGACAAAUUAUUUACAUCCGCAGCAAUCUUUUCGAGGAUUUGUUUACUGCUGCAAAUUGUGUGCAUUGUCUUUGAUGGAAAUGAUUUGGAAGGUCCACGACUUAAUGUUGCCUGCACCUGGAACUAAAAUGACUAAUAUUUA